AUGAACUGUAUUGGAGUGGAACAGUUUUUUGAAAUCCUCCAUCUCCAAACUCAGACUCCACCAAAAGACUCCACCCCAACUAAAGGUAAGCUAUCUAUCUAUAGAAGUGUGGGUUGCCAGGUUUGAAUUACAUUAGUCCAUAUCUGUGUCCCAAAUGGCACACUAUUCCCUAUAUAGUGCACUACUUUUGACCAAGGCUCAAAAUAAGUUCACUAUAUAGGGAAUAUGGUGCCAUUUGGGCUCAAAAUAAGUGCACUAUAUAGGUAAUAGGGUGCCAUUUGGGAUGCAAUCCACAUGUUAUUGUGUGUGGAUGUUGACUGAAUGAAAUUAUCCUCUCUCCUAGUGAGGAUAUCUUACACUAGAGACUUCCUGAUUCAACUGGCCAGUUCCCCCAUUGCCAAAAGAAAACCGGACUUCUUACCAGAACACCCCGUUGUUUUGGAAAAGGCGGUAAGCUCGUCAUUUAUUGUCUCAUACACAAUUAUGGCUUGUUUAGUAGUUUGGUUCCUUUAUUGAAUCAGAGUAAAUUCAGAAGCCUCUCCUUUUGAUUUAACUUUCGUUUCACUUGCCAACCUGCUCUUUAUGUUGACCUUUAACCUGUUCUCAGUGCCAUAGCUUAACAUGGCUUAUUGCAAAUUCCAUUUCCACAGAGAGAACCUGGUGUGCCAAGGUUGGAGAAGAGGUUUGAUGAAAACUAUUAAAUGUAAGUGAAAAUACAAGUGUGUCAAUGAACUUGCCUGGUGCAAAGAUAUAUUUGUAAAGAAUAUCUACAUUUCUACAGUAUUAGGUGAAGAAGUUGAUAAAGAUGUGUGCUGUUGCAAAAUCCUUCCCCACCCAAACCCUGAUUAAUGGGGGCCUGCAUACACUGCUUGAUAAUACAUUUCAUCCCUGGCACUAAUGGGGCUGGUUUCCCGGACACAGAUUAAGCUUAGUCCUGAACCAAACUCAAUUUAAUGGAGAUUCUGUGAAACCGGCCCAAAAUGUUUUCCUGUACCACAGCUUCCAUAGAAGUCAUUAUUUAAAGCUUUUUGGUGCAAUGUCUAUUUUAAAACAAUUUGAAAUCAUGAAUGAUUUACUAAUCAUACAUGUUUGUGUGAAUAUUUUCUUGUUUAGGCUUGCCUAGGCUAACAUGGAGCGAGUGACUGCUGCUGCUUUUGACCCCACACCACUACAACUUGCUCUGCCAUCGAGUGAUAUACCCCCC
Coregonus sp. 'balchen' is the source of this 1204-nucleotide messenger RNA. The record is from the annotation of a GenBank genome assembly. NCBI's taxonomy places the organism in Eukaryota, Metazoa, Chordata, Actinopteri, Salmoniformes, Salmonidae.